Laetiporus sulphureus 93-53 is the source of this 1329-nucleotide messenger RNA. Its product is annotated as kinase-like protein. Gene Ontology annotation, biological process: regulation of signal transduction; G protein-coupled receptor signaling pathway; protein phosphorylation. Lineage: Eukaryota; Fungi; Basidiomycota; Agaricomycetes; Polyporales; Laetiporaceae. The transcript has 8 exons. Bases 1 to 1329 code for a protein of 442 amino acids. The record is from RefSeq and is a predicted model, not a curated record. Gene Ontology annotation, molecular function: G protein-coupled receptor kinase activity; ATP binding; G protein-coupled receptor binding.
AUGGGCGCCGUCCUCUGCUGCUGCUCUCAGCCAAUUGAUUUCGAUGGCGAAGUCGAUCUUUACCAUUUUGACCUCUUGAGGGCCGUCGGGAAGGGCGCCUUUGGCAAGGUCCGCGUAGUCGAACACAAGCGAACCAAGAAACUCUAUGCGCUCAAAUACAUCGAUAAGGCCAGAUGCAUAAAGCAGAAGGCGGUGGCGAAUAUUAUCCAGGAGCGUCGCUUGCUUGAGGAGAUAGACCAUCCAUUUGUGGUCAACCUACGCUAUGCCUUCCAGGAUGACCAGAAUUGCUUCUUUGUGUUGGAUUUGAUGCUUGGCGGGGAUCUGCGAUUUCAUCUGGAGCGGCUAGGACGCAUCCCAGAGAAGGUCGUGCAGUUUUGGACAGCAGAGCUGUGUUCUGCACUGGACUACCUGCAUAGGCAACGUAUCGUCCAUCGUGACAUGAAGCCAGACAACAUUCUAUUGGACUCGAACGGCCAUGUGCACAUCACCGAUUUUAAUGUUGCGAUCCACUACUCGGAGCGGCGGUUACAUACGAGCGUCGCAGGGAGCAUGGCGUACAUGGCGCCAGAGGUGAUCGGGAAGAAGGGCUAUACGUGGUGCGUCGACUGGUGGAGCCUCGGCGUCGUCACAUGGGAGCUGCUCUUCCGCCGCCGCCCGUUCGAUGGGCGGACCGCAGACAAGAUGAAGCAUGCAAUCAUGAAGGACCCCAUCCGAUUCUCGUCCAAGGCCAACGACUACUGCAGUCUAGAGGGCCAGGAGUUUAUCCGAGGGCUGCUGGAUAGAAAUCCGAAGACGCGCUUGGGAUGCAGAGGGAAGGGUCGAGGCAUUCCGGAUGUUCAUGACCAUCCGUGGUUUGCAUCUAUCGAUUGGGAUUGUCUGGAGCAGAAGAACAUACAGCCACCAUUUGUGCCUGAUAUCAACAAAGCGAAUUUUGACGUGUCGCAUGAGCUGGACGAGUUCCUCAUGGUCGAAAAGCCGCUUACGCACUCAAAACGGAAGGCUCAUCCCGACCUCGAGAAAAUGAAGCCGGAGCUACGGCAGCUUGAAGAGCAGUUCACAGUGUACGACUUCACGAAGCACAAGCGCCAGUCGUACUACCCACACAACGAGCCGAUCACUACGACGGUCCAUCAGUCGGAUGCCGAGACUACCGAUGUAGCUCAGUCCACUACAAACACGCUCCUGCCCACGGCGACGAUCAUUGAGCGCUCGCAGGCGAGCUCUCCAACGCCGGAGGACCAGGAGCAUUCCAUGUCCGGGCGUGAGACGCCGUACCCUCUGCGCUCCGAGAACCAGCGCGCGUCAUUAGCGGAGCAAUCACUCGCGUGA